Molecule: messenger RNA, 2134 nt
Organism: Westerdykella ornata
Lineage: Eukaryota; Fungi; Ascomycota; Dothideomycetes; Pleosporales; Sporormiaceae
Product: DNA polymerase kappa
Exons: 1
Coding region: 78-1952 (624 amino acids)
Biological process (GO): error-prone translesion synthesis
Cellular component (GO): nucleus
Molecular function (GO): DNA-directed DNA polymerase activity; damaged DNA binding
Source: RefSeq, a predicted model, not a curated record
CAGCAAAGUCCGCUCACUGACUUUGACCGCGUCACCACGGCGGCCAUGUUUACCUCUGUUGAACUGCGCUCAACGACAUGUCAGGUGCAACACCCGAUGCCAGUGACGAUGCUCCGAAACCCCCAAACACGACGAACGACUGCGGGGCGCCAGCGUCAUCGCGCGAACAUCGCACCUUGAAGUACUCGCUGCUCGGUCCCUCGCUGACGAAGGCCGGCCAGGAUUCGGUCGACCAGAAGAAGGUCGCCGAGAUUAUAUACAACGCGUCGAAAGGGAGCAAGUUCUUCAACAACGAGGAGGCUAGGGACAGAAAUCUUACCGAGAAAAUCAACAGGAUCCUGGCCAAGAAGCAUCAGUUGGAAAAGUUGGACCUAAGCCAUGAACUACGCAAGGCAGACGAAUAUAUCGCUGAGCUUGAGAUGAGCCGCGACCUGAGCCAAGUGGUGGUGCACAUAGACUGUGAUGCUUUCUAUGCAGCAGUUGAAGAGCUGGACAGACCGGAACUGAAAGAUGUCCCCAUGGCAGUCGGCAAGGGCGUUCUCACAACUUGCAAUUACCAUGCCCGGAAAUUCGGAUGUCGUUCUGGUAUGGCUGGUUUUGUGGCCAUGAAACUGUGCCCGCAGCUGAUCUGUCUCCCUCUCAAUUUCGAAAAGUACACUGCCAAAGCACAGGAAGUCCGAGCAGUCCUGGCAAAAUACGAUCCCCGCUUCGAGAGCGCAAGUGUCGACGAAGCAUAUCUUAACCUCACUCGGUACUGUGAGGAGCACUGCAUGGACCCCGAAGACGCAGUCCAGCAACUUCGAGCCGAGGUGCACGAAACGACGAAAAUCACCGUCUCUGCUGGCAUUGCUGCCAAUGCGAAAUUAGCUAAAAUAGCGAGCAACGUGAAUAAACCAAAUGGCCAAUUUCGAAUACCCAGCGACCGACAGAUCAUCAUGGAUUUCAUGCGGACAUUACCUACGAGAAAGGUGAAUGGCGUCGGGCGAGUAUUCGAGCGUGAGCUUGAUGCCAUCGGCAUCAAGACCUGCGGAGAUAUUUAUACGCAGCGCGCCUACCUUGCCCAACUCUUCGGGCAGAAGGCCUUCCAGUUCCUGGUGCAGUGCUACCUAGGGCUCGGUCGUACCAGAAUCCAGCCCGCAGAAGAGUACGAGCGGAAGAGUGUUGGCACGGAAUCGACCUUCCAUGAAAUAAGCGGCCCUGUCGCCCUUCGGAAUAAGCUGCGACACAUUGCCGAGGAGCUGGAAGGUGAUCUCAAGCGGACGGAAUACAAGGGCCGUACACUCUGCUUAAAGGUCAAGUUACAUACCUUUGAAGUGCUUACAAGGCAAACCACUUCGCCGUUUGCUAUACAAGCAGCAGAUGAUUUGUACAAGUACAGUUUGCCAAUGCUGGAGAAAUUGAUGAAGGAAAUACCAAACAUGACCCUGCGAUUGAUGGGACUGCGGGUUACGAACAUUGUUACCACAAAGAAACCUGGCAUAGACUUCUUUGGUCGGCGGAGGGCUUCAGCAUCAGCUACAAAAGAGAAACUCUCUCGAAAAGACACUGAGGACGGCGGAUGGGAAGUCUGGCCCGAGGCUGAGUUUGAAGAGGCAGCACGGCAGGAGCGUGAUGAUGAGAUGAACGCAUUGGAGCAGUUCAGCCAGGAGCAGCAGGGAAUUGAACCCAAAAACGGUCAGCAGCAGGAAAAGAUGCGGGAGAUCCCAUGGACCUGCCCGAUAUGCACGCUUCCGCAGCCUCCUGACGACAAAAGUUUCAACUCACAUAUUGACUUUUGUCUGUCCAAACAGACUAUCAAAGAGGCCGUCAAGGACACUACACCUCAUGAACCCAAUUCAAAGAUACCCUCAGCCGAAGGAAAAGGCAAACGCGGUCGACCUAAAAAAGAGCUCUCGAAUAUAAAUAAAGGGCGCGAAAAGAGACGAGCGUUCUUUUUUGCUACUGGAACCUGAACAUAUCGAUAUGUAUCACCUCACAAGUUUAUUGUCGGGCCACAGCCUGGCAUCUAACACUCUCCAUAUUGUCGCUCUUCUUUAAGUCUCGAGUCAUGAAACGAUGCCUUCGCGGGCGAUCCUUCAGAAGUUGGCCUUCCCCUCAUGUUCGCGUCGUGAUGAGAUGAUGGCUGGCAAUGAAA